Molecule: messenger RNA, 1730 nt
Organism: Chenopodium quinoa (quinoa)
Lineage: Eukaryota; Viridiplantae; Streptophyta; Magnoliopsida; Caryophyllales; Amaranthaceae
Product: BTB/POZ domain-containing protein At1g63850-like
Exons: 2
Coding region: 87-1523 (478 amino acids)
Source: RefSeq, a predicted model, not a curated record
AAAGUUCGAAACCAUAUCUUCAUUUCUCAAUUUUUUUUCUCUCUUAAAACCAAAAAAAAUCAUUUUUCCUCUUCAAAUCCCUCCAAAUGUCACCCUACAACAACAACAGCAACAACCCAAUCCCAAAGAAACGACACCGUAUCAACAGCUCCACCCGCCUCUCCUCCCUCUCCUCCGCCGCCGAUUCCUCCGUUCAACUCCUCUCUUCGCCGAUCUCCGGCGGCUUCAACGAUGCUCCCACCGCCGACAUCCUCCUUCGCCUCUUCCACGACUCCGAUUCUCUCUCCUCCAUUGCCGAAACCUCCGAUCCUUCUUCCUCCGAUGAACUCCAGGUUUACCUUCAUUCUUCUGCACUUUGUAGGGCCAAGUAUUUCUCCGCUUUGUUCUCUGAUCGAUGGAGCAAAAACGAUGAUGAUCGGAAGAAAUUGAAUUAUCAGAAGGUAAAUCUAGCGGUUUCGCCGAAAUCUGGCUCGAUUAAUUCUCAUUUGGUUGUUCUAAGGUUACUAUACAGUGAGGAUUUGUCAAAUGCUGUUAAUUCUGCUGCUACGGCGAUUUCGAUUUUGCCUGUUGCGAUGAAAUUGUUGUUUGAUGAUUUGGUUAAGCAAUGUGUUAGGUUUUUGGAAGCUGUUCCUUGGAGUGAGGAGGAAGAAGAGGAGAUUUUGAAUUUGGUUCCAUUUUUGAGUGAGGAAGAAUCGAAGGAGCUUUUAGCUAGGGUUUCGACAUCGAAAUCGGAUUCAUGUGAGCAAAUGCUUGAUAAUUUGCUGGUUUCAGCGAAGCAGAAUCAUCCGAAUUUGGCGCCGGUGAAGGCGUUUGUUGCGAGGUUGUUGAGGGAGUUUUCGUCGAGGGAGUCGGCGAGGAGAGCGCUGGAGAAGGCGUUUCUGAUGAGUUUGAAGGUGGUGAAGGGAUCAUUGGAGGAGUAUUCGAGUCCAGACUUUCGAGGGGAUCAUGCUGAGACUGAGGCUAUUCAGAGGUUGAAUUUGCAUACUGCAUUGACUAAUGGGAAGCACUUGGUGUGGCUUGUGGAGAGGAUGAUCGAGCUUCGAGUUGCGGAGAUGGCUGUCAAGGAGUGGAGUGAGCAGGAUUCCUUUGCUGCUGAUUUACAGAGGGCGUUUCGCGAUGAUGCUUGGAGGAAUAUCGUGCCUGGGCUUCCUACGGUUGUGUUGAAGUGUACGUCGAAGCUUGCCUGUGCUGUGGCUUCAGGGAACAUUUUAGUUGCUCGGCAGGUUAGAAUGAAAUUCGUGAAAGAUUGGCUUCCUGUGCUUAUUAUAUGCAAAGACAAUGCAUCUCCUGUGCUUCCCAGCCACAAGCCAGUUCUUCACAGUUCUACUACAUUAUAUUUAGAACUUGAAGAGAUAUUCUUGAAGAUAAUCUCCACAUUGCCCAUGGACGAUGCACAAGAGCUACUGCAGCAAUGUCUAAGUUUCUCAACCCGAGAUUCAGAAGACUGUCCCCAUUUAAUUACAGCCUUCAAUACCUGGUUUCGGUGUGCAACCCGACCAUCUUUGUCAACAAGUUUCUCAUAGAAUGCUUUACUCAUGCUUUUCUUUUGUCGUAAUGCUCUGUGUGGACUGGACUGGCUAGGAUUUCGUGUGUUGAUAGUCCUGUAUAGACUAUAGAUGUAAUUAGAACUUUGUUAAUGAGCUAGAUUGUGGUUUGAUGUAUUGAUUCCACUUAUGUACAUUUGUAAAUUGGACAUGGUUUUUAAUGAGAAAACUUGUUACGUUUUCUAA